GUUUAGAUUUGCUAUUAUAGUUUGAAUUUAAAACUACAAAUCCUAGUCUCGCAAAAGGGCACCGCCUACAAGAAGUUGGCGUAGGAAGCCCUAGGCGAGACGGUCAAGGUGAGGGCACUCACGACGGAGAUGAAUCUAAGGGUUAAAGACCUGGACGAGAUCAUCGAAGUCGAAGAGCUCUUCACGGCACUGCGGCGAAAGUGUGAAGUGAAGACGCCCACCGCAGCCGUUCGGCUACGGAAAGGUCCGGCAGGGACACAAAGUAUUCGGCUAUCUGCAGCGGACACCUCCAAGGUAGUCAAGUUGGGGAGCGUCAAGGUGGGAUGGUCGGUGUGCCCUGUGGCAUGUACGAGCAACCCGAAGCGAGUCACGAUGUUCGAUGCUGCAAGGACACGCAGCUUACCUCGAGGGUGCGUUGUGCACUGCCCCCCCUUUGAAGCAUUUGUACCGAAGGGACGAUGGGCUUGGCGGCAAUGGAAACGGUUUAGCGGGUCGGGGAUGUAGUCCUGCCUCCUUCGUUUGCUGUUGGAGGUGGUCCCUAAUCCCGCACUUCCUGGAAAACCCAGGAUGUCUGUUGAGCAGAUUCCCCCGCCAUUGCUUAGUAAGAAAAAAAAACACGCACGCACACAAAAUCUCAAUUCGUCGAACUAAGUCGAUCGGUAUAUAACACUUUGGGUCUCCGGGCCUUUUAUAAAAAGCGAACAUAUAGCCUUUACGUAUACGAGAAAGGCAAAACGUUUAGCUGGGCUGGUGAGGAGCGAUGAUAUUUAUACUUCGCUUUUAUACGGAUAUACUGCUGGGAUUCCUAAUCUAAAAAAAGACGCAUCCCUGCUAAAUCCAAGUAGCAUUCCCUUUUGAAUCAAAGAAACAUUACU
Messenger RNA from Armigeres subalbatus, 875 nucleotides. RefSeq lists its product as uncharacterized. The record is from RefSeq and is a predicted model, not a curated record. The transcript is spliced from 2 exons. Bases 130 to 504 code for a protein of 124 amino acids. Lineage: Eukaryota; Metazoa; Arthropoda; Insecta; Diptera; Culicidae.